GUCCGCUCGCGGCUAGCCCUCCGCUGCCUUUUAAAGCAAACCCGCCCAGUAUGUCACUUCCCACUCGCUCGGAGGUCGCGACACGGUGAGGAGCCACUCGGUCUCUCUGUUCAGCUCUCUCCUCUCUAUCCACAGCCCGACCUCCGCUCGUCCUCGUCGCCUUUCAGUCGACUCUCGCCGCGGUCAUGUAUCGCUAUUUCGGGGAGCUGUUGAGCCGCUCGGCGGGCAGUGCGCUGGCCUCCAGCUGCGUGGACUCCGCUCUCCCGGCGUCCGCUUCGCUGCUGCGGGUACGCCGCUACGCCGACGCGGCGACCGAGCAGCAGCCGGACGACCCCAACUUCUUCCGCAUGGUGGAGGGCUUCUUCGACCGCGGCGCCGCCAUCGUGGAGGACAAGUUGGUGGAGGACCUGCGGACCCGCGAGACCCCCGAGCAGAAGCGGCAUCGCGUGCGAGGCAUCCUGCGCAUCAUCAAGCCGUGCAACCACGUCCUCAGCGUGUCGUUCCCUAUCAAACGGGACAACGGCGAAUGGGAGGUGGUGGAGGGAUACCGCGCCCAGCACAGUCAGCACCGGACGCCCUGCAAGGGAGGUAUCCGUUACAGCACCGAGGUGUCGGUGGACGAGGUGAAAGCUCUGGCCUCCUUGAUGACUUACAAAUGUGCCGUUGUGGAUGUGCCGUUCGGAGGGGCCAAAGCCGGAGUCAAGAUCAACCCCAGGAAUUACUCUGACAACGAGCUGGAGAAGAUCACCCGCAGGUUUACCAUUGAGCUGGCCAAGAAGGGCUUCAUUGGACCCGGCAUCGACGUCCCGGCUCCCGACAUGAGCACAGGCGAGCGGGAAAUGUCCUGGAUCGCCGACACCUACGCCAACACAAUCGCGCACACGGACAUCAACGCCCACGCCUGCGUGACGGGCAAGCCCAUCAGCCAGGGCGGCAUCCACGGCCGCAUCUCGGCCACCGGUCGCGGAGUCUUCCACGGCAUCGAGAACUUCAUCAACGAGGCGUCCUACAUGAGCAUGCUGGGCCUGACGCCCGGCUUCAAGGACAAGACCUUCAUCGUGCAGGGCUUUGGCAACGUGGGUCUGCACUCCAUGAGGUACCUGCACAGGUACGGCGCCAAGUGCGUGGGCAUCGGUGAGAUCGACGGCUCCAUCUACAACCCGGACGGCAUCGACCCCAAGCAGCUGGAGGACUACAAGCUGCAACACGGCACCAUCGUGGGCUUCCCGGGCGCCAAGCCCUACGACGGGAACAUUUUGGAAGCCGACUGCCACAUCCUGAUCCCGGCCGCCGGCGAGAAGCAGCUGACGCGUCACAAUGCCCCCAGGAUCAAGGCCAAGAUUAUCGCCGAGGGCGCCAACGGUCCCACCACACCCGACGCUGACAAGAUCUUCCUGGCCAACAACGUCAUGGUGAUCCCGGACAUGUACCUGAACGCCGGCGGUGUGACGGUGUCCUAUUUCGAGUGGCUGAAGAAUCUCAACCACGUCAGCUACGGCCGCCUGACCUUCAAAUACGAGCGGGACUCCAACUACCACCUGCUCAUGUCGGUGCAGGAGAGUCUGGAGAGGAAAUUUGGCAAGCAGGGCGGACCCAUCCCCAUCGUGCCCACCGCCGACUUCCAGGCCAGAGUUGCCGGUGCCUCCGAGAAGGACAUCGUCCACUCGGGCUUGGCCUACACCAUGGAGAGAUCCGCCAGGCAAAUCAUGCGCACGGCGAGCAAGUACAACCUGGGCCUGGACCUGCGGACGGCCGCCUACGUCAACGCCAUCGAGAAGGUGUUCAAGGUGUACAACGAGGCGGGCCUGACUUUCACAUAAACGCGUCCCUCCGUCGUCUUUCCCUCCCCGCAACAGUCGUGCUUUAAACAGCCUUGGAAACAUAUCGCCGCAUAUCUUUGUAUACGCCGUCGUUUACGCGCCUUCACACGCCAGAAGAAGCAGACAAAAGUUCCACAACUGCGCAGAACAAACUAUGUAGGCGGUCCAGUUUUUGUUUUUUUUCACUGUAGUUUGAUGGCCACCUGUGUGCGCCCCCCGCUGGUUCAGAUGAGCACUGCAGAUGCCUUAAUGCUGGGAAAAAGGGAUUUACGUAAUAUCACCACAAUAAAAGGAAUCUUACAAAGAGUGAUUGGCAAAGUUUUCACAAUUAGUGACUUUUCUUUUUUAAUGAAGGGUCCAGUCAACGGUUUUUGUUUCUCCCCCCCCCCCCCCCCCCCCAUGAAGUUCUGUAAAGCAGCAUUUUGUUUGUCUCUGUCCUCCUCCUAUUUUAACCGUCCACAUCAUUUUCACGUUAGAGGACAUUUUUUGUAUUUUUUUUUUCCUUUUUGGUUGGAAAACAAUAAAAUGUUAAAACCUCAA
Messenger RNA from Hippocampus zosterae (dwarf seahorse), 2360 nucleotides. It is a transcript of the gene glud1b, whose product is annotated as glutamate dehydrogenase 1b. Gene Ontology annotation, molecular function: L-glutamate dehydrogenase (NAD+) activity. NCBI's taxonomy places the organism in Eukaryota, Metazoa, Chordata, Actinopteri, Syngnathiformes, Syngnathidae. The record is from RefSeq and is a predicted model, not a curated record. The transcript is spliced from 13 exons. Bases 186 to 1820 code for a protein of 544 amino acids. Gene Ontology annotation, biological process: L-glutamate catabolic process. Gene Ontology annotation, cellular component: mitochondrion.